AUGGAAAACACUCCUCUCAUGGACGACGCGCUAGCGUUCAACUUCGCUGACCGAAUUGCCUCCAAGGGAGCAUAUGGCAGCCUCCCCAUGAACUGGAAGCGUCUGGGCUCCGGGCAUCUAUGUCUGGCGUGCGGCAAGCUGCUCUCAGCACCCAUGUGCUGCAAAUCUUGCGGGCUGGCUUUCUUCUGCGGGCCGCAGUGUGAAACUGCUGCAGCGGCACAGCACAAAGUAGCAUGCAGCGUUGCUAGCAGGUUUGCGCACCAGCAGCUGCCAGAUGAGCGAGACAUUGCCAGCCUGAAGGAGUUUGUUAGGCUGGUGGGACGCCACUGCAACCCUGUAUCACCUAGCCAGAAGUUGGGGCCCAGUAGCUUUGGCAGCAAGGAGGCAUUGCACUUCCUGCACGUACAUCCAGGCAUGCUGCAGCGUGUGGUGGCUGACCACCUCUUUGUCUGCUGCCACCUAUUGAUGCACGAAAGGGUGUGCUGCAAUCCUCACAUCUAUGCGUGGUGCCUCCUGGAUGGCUGCUUGAGGGAGGACAACGUUGACAGGUUCAUGGAGCGCAUUGGCCUGGCCCCAACAGACUCUGCUCAGCCGCUCAGUGAGGAGCAGGCCAGACAGCGGCAGAUGGACUGGCAGCGCUCGGCGGUGCUGCCCCUGCAGGAGAUGUUUGGCCAGGUGGGCAUUGGCCGCUUCUGGGACGCGAAUCCGCGCUUCCCAGACGCCAUGGCCGUUACCGGUCGCGACCUGGACAACAUGGCCUCGCGCCGCAGCUUUGAGUACCGCCGCACGCACUCCCUCGAGCCUCGCCAAGACAUCCUCGCCUUGCGCCGCUGCAAGAGCCGCAGCCUGUAG
Molecule: messenger RNA, 852 nt
Organism: Coccomyxa subellipsoidea C-169
Lineage: Eukaryota; Viridiplantae; Chlorophyta; Trebouxiophyceae; Coccomyxaceae
Exons: 4
Coding region: 1-852 (283 amino acids)
Source: RefSeq, a predicted model, not a curated record